Auanema sp. JU1783 is the source of this 897-nucleotide messenger RNA. Lineage: Eukaryota; Metazoa; Nematoda; Chromadorea; Rhabditida; Rhabditidae. The record is from the annotation of a GenBank genome assembly.
AUGCUAGUCAUUUUAUGGCUUAUAAUACGCGAGUUUCUUCUUGGAGUGUAUCAUUCUUUGACGGGUUUAACUUUAAUUUUUAAAUUGGAUAGAGAUGUAAAGCAUAUUAUUGUAAAUGCCGCUGCUGCAGAUAAACCCGAUAGGUUCAGUGUACUUGCUCAAAGAAGAACGAUAAAUGGUGUGGUGGAAAGACCUGCUGAACCCAUUGUCAGAUAUAAUGUGCCUGCUUGGAUGAGAAUUUUAUAUUGUAUCCUGGGCAACAUGCUGUGCAUGUUUGUUUUCUGGAUAUUCUCCGGUUCCUGUAGCUUCUUCAUCAGUCUUUUCUUCGAGAAAUCUGAAAUACUGGUGGAAGCUACAACUAGUCUUCUGGUCUUUCCUAUUUUUCUAAUUCUCCGAGUUCUCAUGAUUUUAUGGUUCUCUGACAUUGCAAGUGCAUGUAAUCGCACUCUAAGAAUGCCUGAAGGAAGGCCUAUUGAUAUAAGAACCGCAAUAGCCGACUUGGGAUUCUCCGCUGUACUUGGUUUCGUGUUUCUCUUCCAAGCGAUCUUGGUUGGUUACAUACUCUUGCCAAUACCCGGAUUGUCAUCUUUUAUCAAAUUCAUUCACAUGUCCUUGUUGAAUGCUAUGUACAGUUUUGAAUAUUUUUGGACGUCUAGAGGUUUUAGUCUAAGCGAGAGGCUCCACCGCUUACAUUCUAGUUGGCCCUAUUAUGUAGGAUUUGGCUCUCUGCUCACAUUAGCUACGAGUUUUACUGGUAAUUUCAUAUUUGACGGAUGUUUAUUUGGUGCCUUAUUCCCAUUCACUAUCAUCAGUUCAUAUCAGAAUGGAACAAACGUAACUCCAAUUUGGUCAGUUCUAUUCCGCCAAUCCAGAUGUUGUAUCCAUCGAAAGUUGUGA